Molecule: messenger RNA, 704 nt
Organism: Closterium sp. NIES-67
Lineage: Eukaryota; Viridiplantae; Streptophyta; Zygnematophyceae; Desmidiales; Closteriaceae
Source: the annotation of a GenBank genome assembly
CAGCAGAUAGUUAAGCAAGAGAUGGUCAGUGGGAUACGUGUUAAGGGGGAGCCCAAUGAGGUGCUUGGCUGUCUAGCAUGCAUGCAAGCCAAGUUCACCCACUACCCGAUCCAUAGCUCGGAGACAACGGCAAAGGCUCCACUUGACGAGGUGGUGAUGGAUGUGGUGGGCCCCUUGAAACUUGGAGCUGCUAGAGCUGAGUACUUCUUCACUAUAGUGGAUGUCUACACUCACAUGACUUGGGUGUAUGUGAUGCCCAAGAAGAAUGACAUAGCUGAAACGGUGAAGACCGAUUAAUUGCCGAUGGUGGAGCGGCAACAAGACCGACUUGUGAAGGCGAUUCGCACUGACCGUGGGGGAGAGUUCCUGAGCAAGGACUACUCAACUUGGCUGAAGAAACAGGGCAUAAGGCACUCUCUUACCAUGCCCUACUCUCCUGCAAUGAACGGCAUCGCUGAGCGUGUGAAUCGGACACUCACGGAGACGGCUCGGGGACUUCUCAUUAAAGAUGGUCUACCCAAAUAUUUUAGGCCGGAUGCAGUGCGGCAUGCAUGUGUGGCCAAGAAUAGAGCCUCGACCCAUGUGGGAAUAGACAAAUAUGUAACCCAUAUGGAGUGGAUUGGAAGGAAGCCGAAGAUGGAUAUGCUUCGGGUGUUUGAGUGCAUGUGUAUGGCACUUGUACCUAAGAAACUUCGGCACAACAA